Molecule: messenger RNA, 6863 nt
Organism: Hermetia illucens (black soldier fly)
Lineage: Eukaryota; Metazoa; Arthropoda; Insecta; Diptera; Stratiomyidae
Product: nuclear receptor coactivator 6-like
Exons: 4
Coding region: 136-6804 (2222 amino acids)
Source: RefSeq, a predicted model, not a curated record
UUCGGCAAAAAUACCAGCCAAGAGAACAAAAUAAAUUUUAGGAAUUUUAGAAAUCCAUAAUUUUUACUAGUGCAGUGUUUUGAGGUCUAAGCAGAUUAAAUGUGCAAGUGCAAAUUCUUCCAGUAAAAUCGCGAGAUGCGGUUAAGUGUAGUGGAGUUGGCAUUGAUUUGUACAUUUACAAUCUUACAAUCGACUUACUGUGCGCAGAAUGCUACAACCGAACUCUAUCCAGCCAUACCGAAAAACCCGCGGUUUUUUCGAAAGCCAAUAAAGAGUUGCGUUUGUCCAGCAGGGCCUCCGGGAAAGGCAGGACUACCUGGAAAGCCAGGUAUCCCUGGUGCUCCGGGAACUCCGGGCAAAAAAGGGCGACGUGGUGCAAGUGGUGAACCGGGACUGCGGGGAAAACCUGGUCCUAAUGGAUUAAAUGGUAAAAUUGGUGCAAUAGGACCGAGAGGUCCGCCAGGGUUUCAAGGUGAAGUGGGAGAGCGGGGAUCACAAGGACCACGAGGUGGUCCUGGUAUAAUGGGACCACGUGGACCGCCAGGCUUAAAGGGACCAACCGGCCACGAAGGGGCCCAGGGAGAGAUUGGACCACAGGGCCCGAUGGGUGCAACAGGACACAGGGGAAAACGUGGUGUACCAGGAUCUCCCGGAGAAUACAAAGUAUUUCCAUCACUGGCGAUACCGACUACUGUUGAAACGACUACAACCACUACUACUUCCACUACCACUACCGAGAAACCGAAUAAGAGCGACAGUGAUGAAAGUGCCCACAAACCACAUAAGAAACCCCAAAAACCCCACAAACCACAUAAACCGCACAAACCUCAUCAUCACCACUAUCAUCAUAAACCAAGUCCCACGGAGCACGUUGCGCCUACGUUCGUAUUUGAACCUAAUUACCCUAUACAAGAACCUGCCACGCACAGUGAAGCUGGAGUGAAUAAUGUGGUUUCGACGGGCAUUGGUGCUUCAGGCGCAAGUGGAGCCGGCGGAGAAUUUAUUAGUCCAACAUCUCCAAGUUCGCCAAGCGCGGCAACAACUCCUGAAGAGCCUUUCAUUCAACUAAUUCCCGAUAAUAAUUUACAAAAGCCUUCAACAAAUGAAAACGGUGGUUUACAGGUAAACGUGCCUGGGCAACCAUAUGAACCAGUACCAGAUAUUGUCCGUCCAAUUUUACCUAGUUUACCAACACUUCCUCAUAAUGGACAAACUGCUGAACCACAUGAACCGCAAGGGCCUGGUGAACCGAUUUCUGCACCUGAAAACGAAUUUAUACCAAUCACCUUGCCAACAGCACAUUCAGAAUUAUUACCUGAUGGCGGGGAGCCUUUUAUUCAGCCUGUUCCCGACGCACAACCUACCGGCAUAGAUCAUAAUCAUAAUUCAUGGGAAACCUCACCAGGAAGUCAAGGACUGCCCAUUGUUCCCGAAUUGUCAACCGCACACGGAGCGGAGCCAGUUCCAGGUAAACCUGUAACACUUCAUCCUUUUGUACCACCGCAUUCACAUAUACAGCUUCCUGGAGGGUUGAACAGGCCUCCUCAAAAUAAUUUUUCAAACCAUCCGCCCUUUAUUAUUGAUCAUAAUCACCCGCACCAGCAAAUAUUCACCCCUGGAGGGAUGAUAGAAUCUGGGAAUAUAUUUAUUCCAGCUAAUGAAUUUGGUGAGCCUAUUUCUGGAACACCCGCACAACCAACGUUGAAUAUUUCGGAAACAUCAACUGAACAUAGUGUUCUACAUCCAACGCAUUUACCAACAACCUGGAGACCAAUCGUUGAUGUUGCGGGAGCUCCAGCACAUCAUCCCACCUACGUUACAGAGGCACCAUAUUUACCGAGUUCACCUGGCCUACCUAUUAACCCAAUUCAACCUCAUCCAAGUGAACCUGGCCAUACUCAGCAAAUUCUUCAUCCAAGCGAAGUUAAUCACAAUUACCAUCCGCCCCAUUCGUCUGGAACGAAUCAUCACUAUCAGCCUUCCCAUCCAACUGAGAUUAAUCACAAUCAGCACCCUCCUCAUUCAACCGUAACUAACCACAACAACCAUCCUCCUCUUCCAACCGAAACCAAUCACAAUUACCAACCUCCCUCCUCCACUGGAACGAAUCACAACUACCAACCUUCUCAUCCAACUGAAAUCAAUCAUAACGGGCAGCCUCAUCAUUCAAAUGGAACUAAUCAAAACUACCAUCCUCCUCAUCCCACUGAAACUAAUCACAAUUACCAUCCUUCCCACUCGACUGGAACGAACCACAACUAUCUGCCAUCUCAUCCAACUGAAAUCAGUCAUAACCAGCAACCUCCUCACACAACCGGAACUAACCAAAAUUACCAUCCCCCUCAUCCCACUGAAACUAAUCACAAUUACAAUCCUCCCCACUCUACUGGAACGAAUCAAAACUAUUUGCCGUCCCAUCCAACUGAAACUAAUCACAACCAGCAACCUCCUCUUUCAACCGGAACUAACCACAACUACCAUCCCCCUCAUUCGACUGGGACAAAUCACAACUACCAGCCUUCCCAUCCAACUGAAACUAACCACAAUCAGCAUCCCCCUCAUUCGCCUGGAAUUAACCACAACUACCAUCCUCCUCAUCCAACUGGAGCUAACCACAACUUCCAGCCUCCUCAUUCUACUGGAACGCACCACAAUUAUCUACCUUCCCAUCCAAUUGAAAUUAAUCACAACCAGCAACCGACGCAUUCAACUGGAACUAACCACAAUUAUCCCCCCUCUCAUCCAACGGGAACUAACCACAACUACCAUCCUUCUCAUUCGACUGGAACCAACCAUAACUACCCCCCUCCAUCUCCAUCUGGAACUAAUCACAACUACUACCCUUCUCAUUCAACUGGACCUAACUAUCAACCCCAUCAACCUUCUUAUCCAAGUCAACCUACCCAUCCAGAACAACCAACACAACCUCUUCACCCAUCCCUUCCGAGUCAACCGACCGCCCCAAAUCAGCCCACUGUGCCGAAUAAUCCUGCCCAUCCAGAACAGUCCACUCAUGCAACCCAACCGACUGAACCACAUCAGCCAAUCAGUGAAACUCCCGAACAUCUAAACCCGCCAACUAAUCCUAGUCAUCCAGAACUGCCUUUUGAGCCAACGACAAUAUGGGAGCAGGGACCCUCUGCACCAGCUUUGCCUGUUGAUCUAAACAUUAUCGAAGGAACUGCUGCAGAACGACCUAAGACCACAUAUGCUAAACCGCCAUCAAGGCCAACGCGACCAUGGCAUCCAUCAAAACCUCCAAAUUUUGGAAUACCAGCAACAAAUCAUCCCGGUAACCCACAGGGGCAAGAACCUUUUAUCACCUAUCCGAGUACGCCCACUGGCAUUGAAGAACAAUUUGUGUCAUUAGAGCCAACAAAGCACACUACCAUAAAGCCACAGGUUCCGCAAGAACCCGCAUUCAAUGUUGAGGAGGUUGUUAAUAACCCUGCCCAUAACAACAAUCCGAGUUUGCCGGAAGAGGUUUUUUUGCCGACUGGAACUAAUCUUAUUAAACCUUCAAAAGAACCAGCUUUUAAUAUAGAGGGCAUUGUACCUAGUAUUGCGACAGUUGCAGAAGUUGAGCAACCUAAUAAUCCGCUAGAGCCGCCAGCUAGUUUGCCAGAAAUACCAACCUUACCGGAGGAACCUAUACAUAUUCCUUCCGGCACUAACGAACCACCGUCUGGUACUACAGCGCCCAGCGAACUUACACAUCCUUCGACUCCAUCAGAACCUACUGCACCACUUAGACCUGACACUGACAUUAUCUAUAAUCCGACAGCACCAGACUAUGAGGAAGUACUGACUGAACCUGCUCCUACUAAGAAACCGCAAUCCACAACGGAACCACCAUUCGUAGUUGACAAUUUCCUUCCAUCGCAGUCCCAUAAUCCAUCACAACCGGGUAAUAUAAAUACUGUAAUAAAUCCAUCACCACCUGCGUAUCCAACUUUUCCAAAGCCCCUUCCAACUGAACCACCUUUUGUCAUCAAUCCUGAACCCAAUGUAGAACCUUCUUUACCUACUCAUCCUUCUCAGCCUGAACAACCGAUACCAAUCCGACCUGAAGAACCGACGUAUCCAUCGCUAACGCAUCGUCCAAUUGCACCACCAAAUCCGGCGCAACCAUCGAAUAAUGUUCAUCACCCCAGCAGUAACAUACCAGAGAUUAUCACCUUCCCUGACGGAAAUGAAAACAAUGAGCAAAAAGAGCCUACAACUCCCAAUAAUCCACAGGGUGUCAGUCAGCCUAGUCUUCCUGAAGAGGAAUUUAUUCCAGUCGAAACUGCAAGUAAACCAGCCACGAAUGAGCCCGUUUAUAUAAUAGAUCCUAGUCAGCCAUCCCCCAGCAACAUUCCACCAUCAACCGAGCCUUUCUACGGUGAGAAUGGACAGCACAACAGCGUUCCUCCACAUGAGCCAAGUAUACCUAAUGGAGUUGAAGCACCUUUUGUUCCACCCGAUGAAAUAGAUCCGGACAAUAAUGAAGAUAAAGAGGAAAUUCCUGUGUUCAUAGAAAUUGAUGGCGAGGAAGAUCAUGAUAACCAGCCUGAGGAGCUUCAAAUAUUAGAACCCGAUAAAGGCGAAGAGGAAAACCUAGUUGAUAUUGGCGGAGAUAAAGAUAACGAACCAUCUAAUACAAUAUUUAUCCCCAAUCCUCCUGUUACAAAUAGACCCGUCCGUCCAGUAUAUGUUUACAGACCACCUAGGCCAGGACAGCGUCCACAGAGACCAGGACAACGACCACCAUUCCGACCGAAUCGACCAGUACGACCAAACAGGCCAUACAGACCAUUCCGACCUCAAAGACCUAUUCGACCUGCAAGUGAAGAGGAGGAAGAAGAGGAAGAAGAAGAGGAGCCAGAAGGAGGGGCUGCAGAAGAGCCUGAUACUGUAGAAGAACCAGGAAACGGGGAAGGCGAGGGAGGUGGAGAGGGUGGAGAGGGUGGAGAUGGUGAAGAACCUGAUGGAGGUGGAGCGGAAGAGCCAGAUACUGUAGAAGAAGCAGAAAAUGGAGGUGGUGAUGGGGGAGGGGAGGAUGGUGAUGGGGAGGAACCUGAUGGAGGCGGAGCGGAAGAGCUAGAUACUGUAGAAGAACCAGGAAAUGAAGAAGGCGACGGGGAAGGGGAGGGUGGAGGCGGUGAGGGACCUGACGGAGAUGGAGCAGAAGAACCGGACACUGUAGAAGAACUAGGAAAUGGCGGCGAAGGUAACGGAGAUGGCGAUGGGGAUGGAGAUGGAGAUGGAAAUGGAGGUGGUGACGGUGACGGUGACGGCGACGGCGAUGGUGGGGGAGAAGCAGCGGAGGAACCUGAUACCAUCGAAGAACCAGAAAACUUGGGGGAGAAUGGCGGAGAGGGCGAAAAACCUGUCGCUGUUGAAAUAACGCAUCCUGUUAACACUCAAAAUGGGAAUAACGAAAAAGAAGAUUACGACUAUCAAUAUGAGGAUAUUGACAAUGAAUUGGGUGAUUACGAAGAAGAACAGGGCGGCGGUGACAACAUAGAUGUCAAUGUGGAUACCGACACAGAUACAAACAUCGAUACUAAUGUUAAUGAAAAUGGUGAAAAUAAUGAAGACAAUAACGAUUACGCUUAUUAUGACUAUGAAGAAGAAAACGUGGAUAACAAAGAUAAAGAAGAUGAAACUGAGGGCACAGAACAGGAAGAUCCUAACACUACCCAUAAACAUAAAAGUAAUGAGAAUAAAGAUAAAAAUAAGGACAAAGAUACUGACAAAGACAAGGAAAAUAACAACAACGCACCUGAAGACUAUGACUUUGAGUAUGAUAACGAUAGUGCUGAAAAUGAAACCGCUGCCGAAGACGUGGACGGGAACAAUGAAUAUUAUGUAGACAACAACUUUGGUAACGAGACAGAAAGCGGCAUAGACGAUGAUGACAACUAUUAUGACUAUGACGAUGACAGCAACAUGCAAAAACCUGACGAAAGUGAAAAUCAGGCUCUUGAUCUUAAUAUUACAACCACAACGUCGAGUACAGUCAUUGAAUCCACUGAGCCCUUCUUCAAUACAUUCCCCGAGAUUUCAACCCACGCACCUGGGGCCAUCGAAAGUUCAGAAGUUAUAAAUACAGAGUCCCCAGUAGCAUCAUCAACUACUGGCGAAACUACUCACUACAUUCCAAAUUCAACUUCAGUUUCGGCUCCGACGACUCCGGUGCCUAUAACCUCGUCCUUAGCAUCAACUACAACCAAAGCACCUUCUAGGCCAACAACAAUUACGUCUACUACAAUACGUCCUACAGUAACUCCCCUUAGACCCGUUAAUCCUAGACCCACUCGUCCUUUACGACCACGUCCAACUCGACCUUUCCGGCCCACCCGACCUCGCCCCGUUCGCCCUACUCGCCCGCGACCCUCAUCAGAGGAAGCAAAAACAAAGAUAUCGACUAGACUGCCAACAAGGACUUUUACAACAGUACCGACAAUGACACUGACGACGACACCACCACUGAGUCUUCCGGCAAGUAUGCUCUAUCAACUGAUACGGGACACCUUCUAUAUUAGAAGGCCUAGCGUCAAACCAAAGAUUGAAUCAGAAGGAUUUUUUGCGGCUCCACAAUUGAUAUCACGAAAAACUGAAUACGAAAGCUACCGCUCUGGCGAGAGUCAUUAUAAAGGACAUCACAAGGGACAUCACAAAAGCCAUCACAAAAGUCACCACAAGGGACAUCAUAAGGGACACAAGCACCGAAAGAGCAGUUCAAACCAUAGCUCGAGAAAGCGGCAUAGGCACAAACAUAAAAAUCACAAUAAACCGGCCGUUGUAAUUUUUGAUUAGAUACCUUAGCAAUAUCACUGUUUUCUUUAGCCUUAAGAAUCAACUUCGAGAAAUAUAAA